GUCCGCGGCGGGCCAAUGUCGUCGCCACCCGGCCGCCGCGCCCGCGUGUCGUCCCCAGGGACUAGCCGCCAGGGCUCCGGUGCCCGCGAGGAGAUGCGGCGCCGCCUGAAGGACCUCAUCGAGGCCAACAGGGUGAUGAUCUUCAGCAAGAGCUACUGUCCACACAGCACGAGGGUGAAGGAGCUCUUUUCAUCCUUAGGCGUGGACUAUAACAUCCUGGAACUUGAUCAAGUUGAGGAUGGGGCCAAUGUUCAGGAAGUGUUGACAGAAAUCAGUAACCAGAAAACAGUGCCCAAUAUUUUUGUGAAUAAAGUACAUGUCGGCGGAUGUGACCAAACUUUCCAGGCACAUCACAAUGGUUUACUGCAGAAGCUCCUUCAGGAAGACCUGGCUCAUGACUAUGAUCUCAUUGUCAUCGGCGGGGGUUCUGGCGGCCUCUCUUGUGCAAAGGAAGCUGCCAACUUGGGAAAGAAGGUCAUGGUGCUAGACUUUGUGGUCCCAUCGCCUCAGGGCUCAUCCUGGGGCCUUGGUGGCACCUGUGUAAAUGUGGGCUGUAUUCCUAAGAAGCUGAUGCACCAGGCAGCCCUCCUGGGGCAGGCCUUGCAGGACUCGAGGAAGUUUGGCUGGGAAUAUAACCAGCAGGUAAAACACAACUGGGAAGUCAUGACAGAAGCAAUUCAGAACCACAUUAGCUCCUUGAACUGGGGCUACCGGCUGACCCUUCGGGAGAAAGGCGUGAACUACGUCAACUCCUACGGGGAGUUUGUCGAGCUGCACAAAAUCAAGGCAACCAAUAAAAAAGGACAGGAGAGUUUUUACACUGCUUCAAAGUUCGUCAUAGCAACAGGUGAAAGGCCACGGUACUUGGGAGUCCAAGGAGAUAAGGAGUACUGUAUUACGAGUGAUGACCUCUUCUCUCUGCCAUACUGCCCUGGGCGCACGCUAGUCGUAGGUGCCUCCUAUGUCGGUCUGGAGUGUGCGGGGUUCCUGGCUGGCUUGGGGUUAGACGUGACAGUUAUGGUACGCUCUGUCCUUCUUCGUGGCUUUGAUCAAGAAAUGGCAGAGAAGGUGGGAUCCUACCUGGAACAACAAGGUGUCAAGUUCCAGAGGAAAUUCAUUCCUGUUUUGGUUCAACAAAUGGAAAAAGGCUCACCUGGAGUAUUGAAAGUCGUGGCUAAGUCCACGGAAGGACCGGAAACAGUUGAAGGGACAUACAACACGGUUUUAUUAGCAAUUGGUCGUGACUCCUGUACAAGGAAAAUAGGGCUGGAGAAGAUCGGGGUCAAAAUCAAUGAGAAGAGUGGCAAAAUACCAGUAAACGAUGUGGAACAGACCAACGUUCCUCAUGUGUAUGCUAUUGGGGACAUACUGGAGGGCAAACCAGAGCUCACGCCUGUUGCCAUUCAGGCAGGCAAGCUGCUAGCCAGAAGACUCUUCGGGGCCUCUUUGGAAAAGUGUGACUAUGUUAACGUCCCAACCACGGUGUUCACACCUCUGGAAUAUGGCUGCUGUGGGCUGUCUGAAGAGAAAGCCAUCGAAGUGUAUAAAAAAGAGAAUCUGGAAGUAUACCACACCUUGUUUUGGCCUCUGGAGUGGACAGUCGCUGGAAGAGACAACAAUACCUGUUAUGCAAAGAUAAUCUGCAACAAAUUCGACAAUGAGCGUGUGGUAGGAUUUCACCUUCUGGGGCCAAAUGCUGGUGAAAUAACACAGGGAUUUGCAGCUGCAAUGAAAUGUGGGCUUACGAAGCAGCUAUUGAAUGAUACUAUUGGAAUCCAUCCCACAUGUGGUGAGGUGUUUACAACGCUGGAAAUCACGAAGUCCUCAGGGCUGGAGAUUACUCAGAAAGGCUGCUGA
Molecule: messenger RNA, 1857 nt
Organism: Arvicola amphibius (Eurasian water vole)
Lineage: Eukaryota; Metazoa; Chordata; Mammalia; Rodentia; Cricetidae
Gene: Txnrd3
Product: thioredoxin reductase 3
Exons: 16
Coding region: 16-1857 (613 amino acids)
Biological process (GO): cell redox homeostasis; glutathione metabolic process; cellular response to oxidative stress
Cellular component (GO): mitochondrion; cytosol
Molecular function (GO): glutathione-disulfide reductase (NADPH) activity; flavin adenine dinucleotide binding; thioredoxin-disulfide reductase (NADPH) activity
Source: RefSeq, a predicted model, not a curated record